UGAAAUUGAUGGUGACUCCUUGUUUGGGGGGGAUGGUUUAUAAAUAAAAUAGUUAUAUUUCACUUGGGUCCUGUGGAAACCUCAACCUCAAAUUUGGGUGGAAAUAUAUGGAAAACAAAAUUUUAAAUGUGUUUUGACUGAGAGUUACAUUUUUGACCUUUUCUUUUACCUUAUUAGUUCAUUUUUUUUUUUUUUUAUCUUUUACUAAUCUUUUUCCACCCAUUCUCUCUCGUCAAAACACAAGCCUGGAUAAAUAAAUAUUCACUUCUUUGUUUUUUUUAGCCUUUUUUGUUCCCAACCUUUCGUUCUCUCAUAGGGAUCCCCAUCACCCGUUUUAUUUUUUCAAUGAAGUACUUUCUUCGAUUUUUAUCAUAUCAAUAUAUAUAUUAUUAUAUGCUACUUAUUCAAAUAUAAAUAUACACUAGCUAGUAUUAAUAUUAUAAGGCACAACUCUUUUGGGAAUGGUUUAUGUAUAUUUUUAACGAUUUUUAAAUGAGUUGAAGAUAAUUCUAUAUUUUGAUUCACAUUGUUAUUUUUGUGCCCUGUAAAAAGAAAAGAAAUAAAUGAAAUAGUAUCUCCAAAACAAAUUAUGGUAUAAAAAAAUGAAAAGAAAAAUUCUCACCUACCUUAUGAUUUUCUAGGAUUGCCUAAGGCAGGAAAUGUAUUUCCCAUCCCUGCCCGCUUGCUACUUGCUAAAUACCACAGCAUUGAGUUGGAAUUCAUCAAUCAAUUCUUAUCUUUUUGGGCUGAAGAAUAAGCACGAGCCCAAAAAAACAAGCACGAGCUCAAGCCCAAUGUCUCCCACCCAAAGCACGUUCCCCAAGCUUCAUUUUCACGACCGCCAAUUCUAACUUUCCCGCUCUCUGGAACUAGACAAAUAGUAAUUGAAAAACAAAAAGAAAAACGCAGCCGGUGCAUUUGUUCACAUAAAACCCUUAAAUUUGCUUCCUCAUCGGGAAAUGUCGACGUGGCAGAUAUUCUCCGACGCCGGAAAAAGUUUCCGGUGGGAGUCGUCAAGCCAAAUCCUCCAUAGCGACCGACCAAACGAUGCUGCGAUUCAACCUCAUAGCUGCCGUACUCCACCUCUCCCUUCUAUGGCUGAUCUCUUACUUCAAGGAUGUACGAAGCUUCUAGAGAAUGGCGUCGAAGAUGGAAAUCCGAUGAUGUUCCGUACAGGAUUAGGGAAAUCGGUUGUGCUAAAACAAUCUUCAAUUUCGAAAGCGUUGUCUGUUCUUGGAGAUGAUGAUGAUGGACUUAGCUCAGGAAAUAUAGGUGAAACACAUGCUAGAGAAAAUGCACAUGGAUUCACCCACUCCCUCUUUUGUACUGGGUCUGGGAAGUCAGUUAAUGUAUCUUCUGCAGGCCUGGUCAGAGCCAAGACAUUGUUGGGUUUGGAAAAUAGUAAUGGUAUCUCCUGUUCUGAAGGUUUUCAACACCCUAGGAAAUCAACCAAUGCCCCUGAACAAAAUGUGUGGCCAAAUUUAUCACAUUCAACCAUGAAUAAGGGUAUGGAAAAUAGUGCAAUGCAUGAUGUGACGGUUCCUAGGUCAUCUUUAAUUUCUAAGACUAGUUUAAAUGGACACGAGCUAUCAAAUGUGGUCAAUCCAAACUUGUUGCAAUCUGAAGUCCAUAAUUCCAUAACCAAACCACCUUCAAUCAAAUUCCACACCGCAGGUGGCAGAUCCUUAUCAGUUUCCAGUGAUGCAUUGAAACGUGCAAAAAGCCUUCUUGGUGACCCAGACUUGGGUAAUUUCUUAAAUGAGGAGGAUGUGGUUGAUCCAGCCCUUUCAGUUUUCAAUGAGAAUAGACUUAAUGAUACUUCAUCCACCAAGGAAACAGAUUUUCGCUCUACUUUUACUUAUCCAGGAAUUGCAAAGAGCAAGUACAUCUCAAAAGUUUUCAUAUCCCCUCUUAAAUCAUCUUCACACCAAGUUCAGUCUUCCUUCAAUUCAGAAAAUGCUAUUUCAGGAGUUAGUUUGAUCAAGAAAUUUGAUGCAGUUGAUGACAAAAGGUUUCUUGGGUUGAAUGGUACUCUAUCUUCCAUGCAGAAGCCUUUAUGCAAUGGCCCUUGCGAACCAGAUGCAGUUGAGGAUAAUUCCUUGGCGCAUGGUAUUGGUUCAAGGAUUAAUCUACUUGCAAGAUCAUCUAGUGGGCCGUUGGUUGACAUUUCAAACACAAUCGGCUCUUGUUACACAAAUCACAGACAUGAUAAUAGCGAAAAAAAGAGAGUUGGAAGGAGAAGUUCUACUUCUCCAUUCAAGAGGCCCCGCAGCUGCAAAUUUACCACCCCUUUGAACAGGAAUUAUGCAUAUGCUCCUAGUGGUUUAUCUGCUUCAUCAUCUGAAAAUUCCGGCUUUAGACAUAGCAUUUCCACUAGAUAUCCUUAUCAAGGUUCAAGAAUGUAUAUUAAGGACUAUUUCAGAGUGCCUUCAUUUGACAAAAGCAUGCUAGAGCACUUCGCGGACCAAGUAAUAUGUAUUAAACCAGAUACUGCAGAGAAGUACACAUUUUGGGAUGAAUCUGGCCUUAGCGGCCUUGGAUCUGAAGCUUUUCACGAUAUGUUGGUUCAGUCAGGAGCUUCGGUACAAUUUGCUUCUAAAGAGUGGGUAACAAAUCAUUACAAAUGGAUAGUUUGGAAACUAGCAUGUUACGGGAGAUUCUAUCCAUUGAAAUCUGCAACAAGAUUUUUGACAGUCUCCAAUGUGCUUGAGGAACUGAAGUAUAGAUAUGAAAGAGAAGUAAAUCAUGGCCACCGUUCUGCGAUUAAGAGAAUUUUGGAAGGUGAUGCACCGCCCUCUUCAAUGUUAAUUCUAUGCAUUUCAGCUAUCCGUAUCAGCUGUCAACCAAAGAUUGAGACUCCAGCAUUAGAUGGGAGUGAUUAUAGCAAUGCUGAAAAAGUUGAACUAACUGAUGGGUGGUAUUCAGUAGAUGCUAUUUUGGAUGUACCGUUGUCAAAGCAACUUGCUUCUGGAAAAUUGUUUGUGGGUCAGAAACUUCGAAUAUGGGGAGCAAGAUUAUGUGGCUGGGUUGGUCCUGUUUCGCCUCUUGAGGUUCUUGCAUCAAGGACAGUUAGCUUGUUGUUGCAUAUAAAUGGAACAUAUAGAGCUCAUUGGGCUGACCGACUAGGAUUUUGUAAUGGUGUUAGUCCUCCUUUGGCAUUUAGGUGCAUCAAAAGUAAUGGGGGUCCUGUCCCUCAGACAUUGGUUGGAGUCACAAGACUCUAUCCUGUCCUCUACAAGGAGAAGUUAUGUGAUGGUGGAUCUAUUGUGAGAUCAGAGAGAAUGGAGGCUAAAGCAAUGCAGUUGUACAGCCAGAGGCACUCUGCUGUUGUAGAAGGCAUUGUGUCUGAAUUCCAAAGAGAGAUGAAAGGAUCCCAUAUCUAUAAUGAUAGUGAUAGUGAAGAAGGUGCUAAAAUUUUGAAGAUUCUUGAGACGGCAUCAGAACCAGAAGUUAUAAUGGCAGAGAUGAGUCCGGAGCAACUAACUUCAUUUGCCUCUUACCAAGCAAAACUAGAGGCAACUAAGCAAAUGGACAUGGAGAAAACAAUCAAGGGAGCUUUGCAAGAGGCUGGCUUGAGGGAAAGAGAAGUGACCCCAUUUAUGAGGGUUAGAGUGGUCGGCUUAACUAAUAAUCAGGGAAAGGGCAUCCUCAAAGAAGGCUUAAUAACAAUUUGGAACCCAACAGAGAAGCAAAAAACUGAGCUGGUCGAGGGACAGGCAUAUGCUGUAGCAGGACUUCUUCCAGUGAACUCUGACUCAAAUACGCUUUACUUACAAGCAAGAGGAUCUGCAACCAAAUGGCUGUCCUUAUCUUCCCUAGCAAUCCAACACUUUCAGCCCUUUUUCAGUCCUCGAGAAUCAGUAUCGUUGUCAAAUUUGGGUGAAGUUCCCCUUUCCAGUGAAUUUGAUACUGCUGCUUAUGUUGUGUAUGUGGGAGAGGUUUAUACAACUGCUCAGUGGAAGAAACAAUGGGUUUUUGUCAUUGAUAACUCUAUUUCGACCUUAAAGUCAGAAGAAAUAUCAAAUUCCUUACUUGCCAUCAGCUUCUGCACACCAUGUAUAAAUGAUGGUUCGUUUGCACCAAUCAACUCUAACCUUGCAGGAACCACUGUUGGCUUCUUUAAUCUCAUCAAGAAGGCAGAGGACCAGAUGAAUCAUGUCUGGACUGCAGAAGCAACAGAAAAUUCAACUUACUCAUUGAAUUUUGAUUCUUCAAAUUGUUCUCACAUUAGAAGUGCUGCUGCCACUACUCAAAGCUGGGCAAAGACCUCUAGCCUGGUUAUUGAUAAACUGAAGGAAAAAGUUCUAUUUAUCAUUGGCGAUUGUAAACGCUAGAAGCCUAAGAGCCUAUUUGACUGGUAUUUCCUAAGGUCAUGAGGCAGUCAUCCCAAAUGUACAUUUGUGGUUAUCCUUGAUCAUAAACAUUGAUUCAUUUGCAAAAGGAGUGUGAUGGAGUGGAAUGACGCUAGUAGCAGCUACCACAAACACAUCCAUGCAAAUGAUUGAUAAAUGUUCAACAUAUUUAUUGGUCUUUGCUUUACCACUGGUAUUGGCAGCUGAAGUUUCGAGGAAGAUGUAUGUAGAUAAUGCAAUUGGAUCAUGCAAGGUGGUCCUGGAUGCACCUUCGUCAGUUUGGAGCCAAGCAACUUUAGAGGCAGUUGUCCAUGGUACAUGUCCGAGUUACUAGUCAAGUUCAACAACUCAAACCAUCUUCCUGCUGCAAUAUGAUAUGGUGCUUUUAAAAUAUUUUGGACAAUGAAGUACUCGUGUCAUUUCUGGUUUGCACUAUUUGUGAGGAUAGCAUCAAGGUAGGAGUUGGUGAUAUUGGGUAAUUGAUUAAGAACAUCACAGCUGCGCCAUUAUUAUGUAAAUAUUAAACUUGGCACAGUUACAGAAAUUUGUGUUAUAAUAUUCCGGAAACGGAAAUUAUAGUCCGCAUGGGUUUUGAAGUUUAUGGGUUGUUGAACUUCGAAUACUAAAAAAAAAGAAGAGAAAUUAACGCAAGGAUAGAAGUGUUUGAUUUGAAUUAUGAAGAAUCAGAUGGGUAUUGCAGUUUUAGUUCUCAA
Messenger RNA from Ricinus communis (castor bean), 5065 nucleotides. RefSeq names its product protein BREAST CANCER SUSCEPTIBILITY 2 homolog B. The transcript is spliced from 22 exons. The coding region runs from base 960 to 4334 and encodes 1124 amino acids. Gene Ontology annotation, biological process: regulation of DNA-templated transcription; double-strand break repair via homologous recombination. NCBI's taxonomy places the organism in Eukaryota, Viridiplantae, Streptophyta, Magnoliopsida, Malpighiales, Euphorbiaceae. The record is from RefSeq and is a predicted model, not a curated record.